AUGGAAGCUGCUCUCAAGGAGCUUCGGAAGUUGAGCUGGUCUGGAAUUCCGCGGCAGGUGCGCCCAAUCACAUGGAAGCUGCUCUCAGGUUACCUGCCUGCUAAUGCAGAGCGGAGAGAAAGCACAUUGCAGAGGAAGCGGCAAGAAUACUUUGGCUUUAUUGAGCAGUACUACGACUCCCGUAAUGACGAGCACCAUCAGGACACAUACAGACAGAUUCACAUUGACAUACCGAGAACUAAUCCUCUUAUACCUCUCUUUCAACAAGCUUCUGUGCAAGAGAUCUUUGAGCGGAUUCUGUUCAUCUGGGCGAUACGACAUCCAGCCAGUGGUUACGUUCAGGGCAUCAAUGACCUUGUCACACCCUUCUUCGUUGUUUAUGUUUUUGAGUAUAUUGAGGAAGAGGUGGAAAAUUUCAAUGUUUCCAGCUUGCAGGAAGAGGUGUUGCGGAACAUCGAGGCUGACAGCUUCUGGUGCAUGAGCAAGCUCCUGGACGGGAUUCAGGACAACUACACCUUUGCCCAGCCUGGGAUCCAGAGGAAAGUGAAGGCACUGGAGGAGCUGGUCAGCCGAAUUGAUGAGACGGUACAUCGCCACAUGCAGCAGUAUGAGGUGGAGUAUCUGCAGUUUGCCUUCCGCUGGAUGAACAACCUGCUUAUGAGAGAACUUCCUCUGCGCUGCACCAUUCGCCUGUGGGACACUUAUCAGGUAAAAUAG
Molecule: messenger RNA, 717 nt
Organism: Sinocyclocheilus grahami
Lineage: Eukaryota; Metazoa; Chordata; Actinopteri; Cypriniformes; Cyprinidae
Product: TBC1 domain family member 22B-like
Exons: 8
Coding region: 1-717 (238 amino acids)
Biological process (GO): activation of GTPase activity
Molecular function (GO): GTPase activator activity
Source: RefSeq, a predicted model, not a curated record